Triticum turgidum subsp. durum (durum wheat) is the source of this 327-nucleotide messenger RNA. NCBI's taxonomy places the organism in Eukaryota, Viridiplantae, Streptophyta, Magnoliopsida, Poales, Poaceae. The record is from the annotation of a GenBank genome assembly.
AUGGAGAUCCUGAUGGAGUAUGGUGAUGGUGAUGUGGCGCAGGUGGACCUCAUGGAGUUCGGCUGGGCUGGCGGCGGUCGGCGGUGGACGCGGGUGCAUGAGUUGUGGGGCUCCAUCUGCCGCUCGACCACCGCUUACUCCCACCCUGUUCACUGGUUUUGUUUUCACUGUCACGCCUGUUCCUCGUCGACCUGCAGCAGGAGACACGAGAUCACCUCCGGCACCGCUGGUCACAUGAAGGUCGUCAAAAAUGGUAUAUUUUCCAUAAAAAUAGUUGUUUGCUAUAUAUAUUCUCUAUUAUUGAAUUAUAGCACAAACAUUUGCUGA